AUGACUUGCAAGAAAUGGGGUAAAAGAAUAGUUGUGGAGAAGGAAGAGUGGAAACACCUUCGCGUGGGCUCUAAAGUGGAGGUUUUCUGCGUCGAAGACGGUUUCCAGAACGCUUGGUUCUCGGCCGUCAUUCUCAGACCCCCUUGCUCUUCUUCUCGUUCAUCGUCGUCGUCGGAGAAGAAAAGGAAGAGGAGCUCCGAUUCCAAGGCUUUCAUUCGGUACGAUCACUUGGUCACCUGCCGAGACCGGAAACCGCUUACCGAAUACGUCGAGGUUUCUUACAUCCGGCCUUUGCCACCAAAUGGAGGUCCUGAUGAGCAGGAGAUCGAGCUCUAUGACGUCGUGGAUGCUUUCCACCGCGACGUUUGGAGGACCGGAGUCGUCGUCAGUGUCGUCGGUGACAAGUAUUAUGUGGAGUUUAAGAAUCCACCUGAUCUUUUGGGGUUGGUGCGCUCUCAGUUGCGGCUUCACUGGGAUUGGAUUCAGGGUACUUGGAAUCGUCCUCAGAAGCAGCAGAAAACAACAGGAUCAUCACUUUUCAACCCAGGGGAAGCAAUAGAAGUGAAUCUUGAUGAUGAACUUCCCUGCAUUGCUUGGACACCUGCAAUUUUUCUUGGAGAAAUAGGUCCGAACUAUUUCUUGGUGCAGUCUGAGAACUCCAAAAUUGAGGAAGAAGGUCCUCAUAAAAUAACUGUGGAACUCCAUCAAAUUCGACCUCAUCCUCCACAAGCGGAAAGGAGAUUUGAUGUAUUUGAAAAGAUGGAUGCAUUUGAUGGUUUGCAUUGGUGUGUUGGAGUGAUUACCAAAGUUCUUACAGGUAGAAGGUCUAUUGUCAAUUUUAUGCGUGGAAAGAGGGUGAAGGAAUUUGAUCAGUCCGAACUGAGGCCGCACUUGGAAUGGGUUAAUGGACGAUGGGAUACAAAAUCAAUGAAUGUGACAUAUAGUCCAGAUUUUAAAUCACACUAUCCGCAUGCAUGCAGCAGCACCAAAACGUCCACGAUAGCUACACAAAAUGAAAGUCCAGGUACUAGAAUGAAAAACACUGAAGAAGAAACAUCUUUUUCCAACAACGGAGACAGCCAAAAGGAGCAGAAGAUUAAGGAACAAGAAGUUGGAAGACUGGGAAAACUACCAACUGUAUCUCAUAAAUAUAAGGGAAGACAGCUGAUGCCAAAAUCUGAAUUUCUAGGCACAUGGACUGCGACACUUAAAAGUAGGGUUAUUUCACCAAAAUCUCAAUCUAAAAAUGUGGAGUGUUUAGCAACAGGGUCAAAUUCUGAGGCAUUAACGGUCUCACAUGCUGAAGAGUCUUCUCCACUUCCUAAUGAGAAUAAUGUUGGAGUGAGUAAUGAAAUACAAGGGAAGGGAGAAGAUAAAUUAUCUAUCGCAAAUGGGCAAGCUGCAGCAGUAGGUAAGCGACAUAAUGGAGCUGGAGUUAUUGCUGUAGAUUGCACUACUGAUAAAGUUGAAUUACCUAUAACCGCACGGGUUGAAGUGUCUGGUGAUCAACUAAAUGGAGCUGCUGUUGUCGAAGAUUGUAGACCUGAUAAAUCUGAAUUGACUGUGAGAGUACCAGGCUCUGAAGAUGUAUUGAAAGAUGGAACAGCUCUAGUCUUUACUACAGAUUGCUCGACAGAAGAAGUUAUCGUGGCUGUGGAUGUUUCUCAUAUGCAACUAAAUGGAACUGUAGGUGUUGAAGAUCGUAGAACUGAUAAAUCUGAAUUGACUGUGGGAGUUCCAGGCUGUGAAGAUGUAUUGAGAGAUGGAACACCUCUAGUCCCUACAACAGAUUGCUUGACAGAACAAGUUAUGGUGGCUGUAGAUAGAAUAUCUAGCAGCGGGGUUUCUGAUAAGCAACUAAAUGGACCUGCAGGUGUUGAAGAUUGUGGAACCAAUAAAUCUGAAUUGGCUGUGAGAAUUCCAGUCUAUGCAACAGAUUGCUUGACAGAAGAAGUUAUGGUGGCUGUGGAUGGAAUAUCUAGCAACGAUGUUUCUGAUAAUCAACCUUUAUCAGUGCAUAUCAAUGAAAUUCAUUCUAUAGAAAAUGCUGAUGACUCAGGAACACGUUUCACAGGCGACAAUGAGCAAAACAACAGUUUAUCUUUGCCAUUUGUGAAAAAAUUUUCAAUUUGGCAACAAAUUGAAUCGAUGGAAGUAUUCAGAAAAUUGCCCCAGAAUCCCCAUUUUCAGCCUUUAGUGAAGUCUAAAGAGAUAUAUCGGGAAGGAUUAGCUAUUGGCAAUAUGUUGGCCUUUGUUUCUUUUGUUGAGACGAUUGCAAAGUUGGAAAUAGAUUCUCCUAGGGAAUUCUUCAAUGAUGCUAUCGAAACACUUGUUGAAAUGGAAAAGAUGGGAUUCAAUGUUGAUACAUUACGGGAUCGGCUCAGUGAGAUGCAGCUAUUUCAAGUUAAGCUGAGACAACUUCAAGAUGACUCGUUAGGGAUCAAAACUAAGAUCACCGAGUCCACUUAUGAGAAGAUCAAAACUAAUGAAGAAGUUGGUGAGCUUCUCAAGGAGAUGAAGAAGUUGGAAGAAAAGAAGGCAAGGCUAAUUACUAAGACUGUGGCCAUUAGCACUGAUCUAGAUAUGUUGCAGUCAGUAGAUUCUGUUAUUACUGAAGACAUACUGAGAAUGAAGCAAACUUUCCUUGUUCUCCGUCAAUUUUGAUUAUUAUGUAUCUGGUUGUUUUAUUUUUGAGGCGUAUGGGUGACGGGUGGUGACAGGUUAUGGAGUUUGCAGAAUAUAUAAUUUUGGCUUCAUGGCAAGUCAUUUAAACUGGCUUUUUGGAAUUUGUAUAAAGCUAUUUACAAUGGUGAUGCUUUAUAUUACGUAAAUAUAAUCAAUAUCCUUUUGUUU
Messenger RNA from Ziziphus jujuba (common jujube), 2853 nucleotides. RefSeq names its product DUF724 domain-containing protein 3. The transcript has 14 exons. NCBI's taxonomy places the organism in Eukaryota, Viridiplantae, Streptophyta, Magnoliopsida, Rosales, Rhamnaceae. The record is from RefSeq and is a predicted model, not a curated record. Bases 1 to 2664 code for a protein of 887 amino acids.